GGCUGGUACAGGCACAAAACCUUAACUGCCAGGGGACACUGGAUGCUGAGGACAAGCUGACUGUUUGAGAAUCAGUUUACAUGGAUCAAACAUUAUUUCAAAAGGACAUCUGGCAAGAUGAAUUCUGGGACAACCCCUGGGACCUGGCUGGCCUGAUAGUGAUUGGCUUAUUCAUCGCUACAGUCCUGUUUUUCAUCUUGUUUGCUGUCACAUUUGGGUUGUUCUUUCCAAAAGACAGUACCGAGGGUGACCAACAGUGAUCUGAUUUCCUGGGAGCUGAGAAGGAAGCAGGUGAGGGGGGCUGAUCGCUUACCUCAUCCUGGCAGUGGGCCCCAUCACACUUUCCUCUAGCUCAGGGGCCAAGCCAAGAAACAGCCUGGUCAAAUACUAGAACUGGCUUAGGGCUGCUCAGAUAGCAAAUGGGAAGGUGGGUCUGAUACAGAUCCUGGGACCCCUGUGGUAUGCCAUCUAAACCUUUAGGCAUGUGGGAGGGGGCUGUGCCUCUGCCUCAGGCUAAUAAGGUCCUCUCACAGGUUCCCAGCCAGCAACUUUGUAAGUCCUUGACACAGGAGAACACAAAAUAAUCAGAUGAAGUAAAAAUUCUUUUUCAAAUCUGCUAACUUGUGAGAGCUCAUUUUCCAUCCACACAUGGGCACCAGAGCCAGUUUACCUAGCAGAGCUUCACUGGGGCUUAUAAGUCCCCUGGUGAUCUAGCACUGCCUAUCUCAACAGCUGUCUGGCAUAUGUCCCUUGGUUCUCAGU
Messenger RNA from Octodon degus (degu), 762 nucleotides. It is a transcript of the gene Erln, whose product is annotated as small integral membrane protein 6. The transcript is spliced from 2 exons. The coding region runs from base 81 to 260 and encodes 59 amino acids. Lineage: Eukaryota; Metazoa; Chordata; Mammalia; Rodentia; Octodontidae. The record is from RefSeq and is a predicted model, not a curated record.